AAUUUACUCUAUUGUCUUCCAAUGAUCUGACAUUAUUAGGAUUUGUAGCAUUCUGGAUCACCCUCUUUCGGCAUGAAAGAUUCAAAAUUUGGGUUAGGAAGAAGUCGCACGUAAGAGAAUCGGUGUGCUUUAGAGGAGUUAACAAAUCCUAAUUCCUCUUGCCAAGCUCCUGCAAGCAAGUUUUAUCUUUCCACAAGCGACCGCUUGAUCUGCUUAAUUUGUCAAAGUUUAGUUCAACCACCAUCUAAAGCGGGUCCUGUUUUCCCUCCCUUUUGUCCUAUCCCUCUUUGAAGUAUCAUUCCGUUUCACAUUGUAAUCAGCUUCCCCAGAUAUACGCGUGCAUUUCUGCGAUCACGAACAUGAACUUGCCACUCCAGAGGGAAGAGCCACCUCGCUCGCUCCCAACACAGAGGCUUUACCUAGUGACGUAAGAACCUUCAACCUUCAUGUGGAAUAUAAAGCUUUGCGCUUCUCCUUGUCGUUCGUGGGUUUUGGCACUGUGGGUAGUCCUUCUACAUGGGUUCGGAUGGUGCACGGCCGUGGCUGGUGAGGUAAGCUUGGGCUCGAGAUUGGCGGCUAGCCAGGACCGAGCUUGGGUUUCUGAUAAUGGGACCUUUGCUUUUGGUUUUGCCACUGUGGAUGGAAGACACGACCAGUUUCAGUUGGCAGUUUGGUUCGCGCAGCUUCCUGGUGACCGGACCCUAGUUUGGUCGGCUAACCGAAACUCCCCGGUGAGCCAAAACGCAAUCCUCGAGCUCGACGCCACAGGGAACCUUGUCCUCUCCGACGGCACCACCACCGUAUGGACUUCCAAUACCUCCAACUCCGGUGUGCAAUCAGCAACCAUGUCUGAAGCUGGCAACUUCAUCCUCCACAACGGCACUGACCACAUGGUAUGGCAGAGCUUUUCGCAUCCGACCAACACACUCCUCCCUAACCAACCACUAACCGUCUCUCUCGAGCUCACCUCGGCGACUUCUCCCUUACAUGGCGGUUACUACACUUUCAAAAUGCUUCAACAACCGGCGUCGCUAAGCCUCAUGCUCACAUACCACUUGCCUGGAAGCUAUGAUCCCUCCCCUGAAUUUUACUCUAACUACUCUUAUUGGCACGGACCUGACAUAUCCAAUGUGACAGGACAAGCGGUAGUGGUACUAGAUGAGGCGGGAAGUUUUGGGAUUGUGUAUGGUGAUUCAGCUGACGGAGCAGUCUAUGUGUAUCAAAACAAUGGCGAUGAUGAAGGGUUGCCUUCCGCUGUUAACCGAUCAACUCGGCCGUCUGUUCUUAGGAGAUUGGUUCUUGAGACAAAUGGAAAUUUAAGGUUAUACCAAUGGGAUAACAAUGUGAACGGUUCUAGCCAAUGGGUACCUGACUGGGCCGCCAUUUCAGAUCCUUGCACUAUAGCUGGGAUUUGUGGAAAUGGGAUUUGCAAUUUGGACAGAAGCAAAACCAGUGCUACUUGUACAUGCCUGCUAGGAAGUUCUAAAGUUGGCUCUGAUGAACCGUGCUCAGAAAAUUCUUCCCGGAUUGGGAAAUGCAAUUCAGAAAAUACAAAUCAAACAUCUGAGUUUAGAAUAUCAGUGGUUCAACAGACAAAAUACUAUUUCUCCGAUCAUUCUGUCAUAGCAAACUACAGUGAUGUAGCUACAAUUUCAAAGUGCGGUGAUGCUUGUUUAUCAGAUUGCGAAUGUGUUGCUUCUGUUUAUGGACUGGAUGAUGAAAACGAAAACCCUUACUGUUGGGUACUUAAGAGCUUGGAUUUUGGUGGGUUUGAGGACCCCAGUUCGACCUUAUUCGUGAAAGUCACAUCUGACGGCUCAGCAAAAAUUGACCGCAAUGAAGUAGUGAUUCUUCCGGUUGUGCUUGUCAUGGUGGUUCUCAUAGGUCUACUCUGUUCAUUGUUGUACUACACUGUCAACAAGAGGAGGUUGCUUAGGAAGGCAAUGGAAAGUUCCUUAUUAACUUUGUCUGGUGCGCCAAUGAAUUUCACUUACCGGGACUUGCAAAUUCGCACCAGCAACUUCUCACAGCUAAUUGGAACAGGGGGAUUCGGAAGUGUGUAUAAGGGAAGCCUUGCAGAUGGAACUCUAAUCGCAGUGAAGAAGCUUGACAAGGUUUUACCUCAUGGUGAGGCAGAGUUCAUAACUGAAGUGAACACUAUCGGUUCAAUGCAUCAUGUGAACUUGGUUCGUUUAUGCGGAUAUUGCUCUGAUGGGCCACACAGGCUUCUCGUUUACGAGUUUAUGAAAAAUGGGUCCUUGGACAAGUGGAUUUUCCCUUCGCUCAGCUCACGAGACAGAUUGCUAGAUUGGCAAACCCGCUUCCACAUAGCCAUCGGGAUGGCACAAGGGAUUGCAUACUUUCAUGAGCAGUGUAGGAACCGGAUCAUACACUGCGACAUUAAGCCAGAAAACAUUCUACUGGAUGAGAAUUUCUGUCCCAAAGUUUCGGAUUUUGGGCUAGCUAAGUUGAUGGGGAGGGAGCACUCACAUGUCAUGACCAUGGUGAGAGGAACUAGAGGCUACUUGGCUCCAGAAUGGGUUAGCAACCGGCCUAUCACAGUAAAGGCCGAUGUCUAUAGUUAUGGGAUGCUUCUUUUGGAGAUCAUCGGAGGACGGAGAAACCUGGACAUGUCUUUCGACACUCAUGACUUCUUCUACCCUGGCUGGGCUUUUAAGGAAAUGACAAAGGGAACACCGAUUAAAGUGGCGGAUAGACGACUAAAAGGGUCUGUGCAUGAGGAAGAGCUAAUAAGAGCAUUGAAAGUCGCAUUCUGGUGCAUUCAAGAUGAAGUGUUCAUGAGACCUACAAUGGGGGAAGUGGUGAGGAUGCUAGAUGGCUCGAUGGAGAUCAGCGCGCCUCCAAUGCCACAGACUGUUCUUGAAUUAGUUGAAGAAGGGCUAGAUCAAGUCUACAGGACAAUGAAAAGAGAAUAUAAUCAGUUCAGCUCUUCUACCAUCACCACUCAUCUAUCGACUAAUGCUACAUGUAGUUACUCGACAAUGUCGCCCAGAUAAUAUAGACAGGACUAGAGGAAUGAGUGGCCAAUCAACACGUAGCUACUCGACAAUGUCACCAGAUAUAAUAGACAGGAUUAGAGGAAUGAGCGGCCAAACAAAUGAAAUAGAUUCAUCGCAACUUUUGCGAGUAUAGCUGAUUGUCAAAGGGCAGCAUGGGAUUGUCAGAAUCAAUCCGAUUCUAAUUCUCCAGAAGAUCAUUGAUAACCCAUAGCCAACCUGUAAUGAUCGAGUAUGUUUCCUUUACUCCUGCCCACAAACCUUAAUCAAUUAAAAUGCUAGAGAUAAACACUUCAAAAAGAUUUAAUUUUGAGUGGAUUACCUGCACUGGGCGAUCAAGUAUUUAUUUGUGAAUUCUUUCUGUUCCACCAUUGGCUGGUUUGCUUUUGCAGCCUUAUGCAAUAUCAUUUGGAAGGAGUGGAAUUAUAUUAUCUUUAGGGGUAGGCCACCAUCCCUCUUAACUAUGAAGGUGCAAUUGGAGAAGGUCGUACAAAGCAUUAACAGGUCCCUCCCAACACCACGAAUUAUAGGUUGCUGCAUUGCUGAUCUAUAAACUCUUUCAUUUUGGCGGACUGAUCACUCACCUACCAAUCUUAUCAUGGGGUUCUUCACUCUGCACUUGUGUUGUUGUUGGGCUCUUUGUUCUUUUUGCUCCCUGUGUAGGCCGUUUGGUUUGCUUUUGCUGCUGUUUUGGCUUUCCUCUACUCAUGUGCAGGUGGUCUUGUUUUACCUUGGCACCCUUCCACUCACUCUGACUGUUCUUGUCCUCGUGAGUGUAAGUUUUUGAUACCAA
Eucalyptus grandis is the source of this 3810-nucleotide messenger RNA. Its product is annotated as G-type lectin S-receptor-like serine/threonine-protein kinase At5g24080. Gene Ontology annotation, biological process: protein phosphorylation; recognition of pollen. NCBI's taxonomy places the organism in Eukaryota, Viridiplantae, Streptophyta, Magnoliopsida, Myrtales, Myrtaceae. The record is from RefSeq and is a predicted model, not a curated record. Gene Ontology annotation, molecular function: ATP binding; protein serine/threonine kinase activity. The transcript has 5 exons. Bases 447 to 3017 code for a protein of 856 amino acids.